UCCAAAGAAAAGUCAAGAAAAGUUCAAACGAAAGUCAAGCAAAAGUUCAAGAAAAUGUCCAGUUCAAGUGACGAAAGACGAUAAAGAUUUCAAAGACGACGACGAAGACUCCAAGAACUAUGACUCCG
Racocetra persica is the source of this 128-nucleotide messenger RNA. Lineage: Eukaryota; Fungi; Glomeromycota; Glomeromycetes; Diversisporales; Gigasporaceae. The record is from the annotation of a GenBank genome assembly.